GUCCAGUAAUUUGCAUUUCUUUUGUCCCCAGUCCCUGACGCCACAAACCCGAUCUCCGGAUUCCCUCAGGUGUUCCUGACCUGUGUUCCUCGCCUCAACGUGUGUCACUCACUCCGCGAAUCCGAAUCUCAGUGUCCGAGACCGAAACCGAAACCGAAUUCGAGUCCGAAUCAGCAUCGCAAUCAGAGUUAUCUCGACUCCGCUUGACGCUCGGUUGGAAACCCAAGUUUUGAAACCGGAUUUGCAUGCCAACAAAGUGAGGAACCGGAGGACGGGGCACCCGGGGAGUGCUGACAAACAAAACAAAUCAAACGAAAUGAAAUUCUUUCGGCUUUCGCCUGGCUUUUGCUUUAAAUACAAAAUCGCACGGCUCAGAACAUUAGACUGGUUUAAGAGCUCGAAUUAAGCGCAUUGACGGGGACUAAAAUCGGACGUCAGUCGAGAACGCAUUAAAACCUACCUACCAGCAAGUGUGAAGAGCCAACCAAAGUGCUAAAAUUAAAUUCAAGUUAAUUAUAUAAAACAAUUUUUGCUGUGAAUAUACGCACAUAAACAAUGGCUGGACAACAUAAUAAGCGAAUGGUCCUACUCAGCUGCAGUCUGGCUGUGUUUCUGGGUAUUUCGGAGGCCCUGCCACGCUACAGUCGCCCCAGGGAUCUGGGAACCGCCGCCAGCAUCUCCAGUUUCGCCUAUGCCCCACGGCCCCAGGAACCCCUGGCCCUGACUGGCAACUACAACCUGAUCAUGCCCGACUACUACGAUCACCAUCCGGCGGAGUCAAUGCAGCUGCAAAACUUUGCCAACUUCUACGACGCCCAGAUGAGUCCCGGGGCCGAUCUUGGAAUGGAGGAGUCUCAGUUCCUGGCCAACACGCCGGUUUAUCGGCCUCCACAGCCCCUGACGGCCCAGGAGGAGCGCAUCCGUCAGCAGGUGCCGCACGUGGAUGUCGUGCGGGAGAAGAAGACCCUGCUCAAGCUGAAGAAGGGCAACACCCAGCCCAAGGGACCCGACCACCAGGAGUGGGACCAGUUCGACUACGACCUGUACAGCCUCAAUCCCGGCGACAGCAAGAAGUACAACUACGACGUCUGAGCGACGUCUGGGAAUGAUGGCGCAUUC
Molecule: messenger RNA, 1119 nt
Organism: Drosophila kikkawai
Lineage: Eukaryota; Metazoa; Arthropoda; Insecta; Diptera; Drosophilidae
Source: RefSeq, a predicted model, not a curated record